AAGGUAGUGCAAUUAGUUUCAGUUCUAGACAUAGAUGAAAGAAAGUCAAAACAUAAAAAUUUGGUGAAAGUGAAUAAUCUCCAUUUCUUGGAGAAUUAUUAGAGAGGAGCAGGUUCCUUAUAAUCCUUUAUUGACAGUUAGCUUUGUCAAUUAUUCUAAGGCCAUGGAAGUCAAUAGAGAAAGCAUAGUCUGAGGCCAACUUACAUUAACUAGUGAUUCAUGUAAAACUGUUGAGAGAAAUGAGGAAAAUUAAAAACAAAAAAAAACUCCAGAACACAGAGAGAAACAAACAAAGUAGAUGUAAAAUCCUAGUCAACUUCAUAACAUAAUAAAAUAAAGUUUUUGUUAUUAAUGAAGAGUAGGACAACUUUUGCUGAAUUUACUCUUAGAUGGAUUGGGCUAGAUAGAGCCACAACUGCAAAAGGAAAGUCAAUGCUUUACGUGAAUAACAAUAGAUCCAAACAUGGAAGCAGAAUCAUCUUCUCAAAAACCUCAUAUGCAAAUGGCAGCAACAAGAAUUUCAGUUUCUAGCUGCCCUUCACUUUUAAUGGCCUUCCUUUUUGCUUUGUCUGCCUCUUUCCAAUUCAAUGAUCCUGAUUGGUAUUUGUGGUUUCCUCUAUAUGCAAUGGCUUGCCUUGUCAACAUGGUCAAUGGAGUCCCUAAAGUCACAAAAACAGCCAAAAUUGCACUCUUGAUGGGAAUCAUCUUAUUCCUCAAAGUUGUCAUUGAAGAUGUUCGUUUUCAUCAAGGAAUAACUGGACUUUGGUCGUUCGAUAUGAGGGAAAGAGUUGUGAGGGAAAAGCUUGGAAGUGGACUUGUUAUUCUUUCCAUGUCUUUACAACUGCUAAAAUCAGACAUUAAUAAUCCCUCACUUGCAAACCAUGUUGAAUUUGGACAAUCGAUGUUGGUUGCAAUAGGUUAUGGCCUGUCCGUUGCUUUCUUCUUAUUCUCAAAGCCAGAAAUGAAGUUUUAAUCUCACUGUCCUCUUCCCUUUUGUAAAUACAAGUAAUAACAACUCCCACAGUGUACUCAUCCUUCACAUAAAGUAUAUACUGUCCUCUUUGAACA
Molecule: messenger RNA, 1068 nt
Organism: Nicotiana tabacum (common tobacco)
Lineage: Eukaryota; Viridiplantae; Streptophyta; Magnoliopsida; Solanales; Solanaceae
Source: RefSeq, a predicted model, not a curated record